AUGGCUUCGAACGGCUGGUCGUCCAUUUCAGAUAUCGACUCUCGUCCUACUCAUCAGUUUCAGCACCGGGAAUCCAAUGAUAGCGGCGGAAGUCUGCGCAAUCCUUCUGACAGCCCGCCGUCCGAGCCACCACGUGGUGCAAGUCUUCAUGAGAUUGAGGAAGAACAGAGAUCUGCUCCAUUAGCAAUUGCUGGCAGGGCGGAUUGGCACAUGCGAGCUCGACCUAGACCGAGAAAAGAGCUUUCGGAGGUCGACGAGUUUGACCAGAAGCUGGAGGACAAAAGAGCAGCUAUCCGUGACUACAAAUAUUUUCCGAAGAGAUUACUGUCCCUUGAGUCGCACGCGGAAACCGCAAAACCUGGUUUCCAUCGCCAUGAAUCAUCGGAGAGUUUCCCAAUGUUUUCUGCAUCAACGGCAAGCUCUCGUCCUUCAAAGUCACCGGCUGCCUCCUUUAGUUCUGCGGCAGUGCUGUAUGAUGCGUCAGAGGGAAAUGGCGUUACAAACGGCCAUGAAAUAGCAGCCAGGAAUGAGAUACUGCUCAGGACACGAAGUGAUUCGAUUCUCACGACGAGUUCUAUGGCGGAAGAAGCGUUCCAGGCGGAUGAGUUGUUUGGAGAAAACCUUGCAAAUAAUGAUUAUCUCCAUCUGGACAGGCCCUCAACUCCCCCUCCGCUGUUGAAGGAAUCGACCCCCCUGACGACUAUGCACGAAGAAAAGCAGGAGCUAGCGGGGCCAGCUGGAACCACCAACGGUGAGUCGAUGGGUGGUAGCGCUGAAUCCGAAGACGAGGUCUUCCUAACCCCGAUUCCCAUCAUGUCUAAUAUGGAGAGAGAUGAUCCUUGGAGCGCAGAGUUGCUUCUGACGGAGGCGAUCAGACACUACCACAGCAGUACACAUGUUGACGUGCAAUCUGCCGCGCACUUGCUUCAAAAGCUACAUAUUCUCUUCGACGACUGCGAAAAUAUUCUCCCAAGGCAAGAGAGUGAAACCAUAUUCAAAGCAUACAAUGAAACCCUCGUCCGCCAAUCCAUGUAUAUCGAAGCAGCCGAACUUCGUCUUCUCUGCGUCUCGUCUUAUCCCGCGGUCUACGAAUAUGCCCAGGGAGAUACUUAUAUGAACGUCUUUUGCUUCACAUGCAAAAGACCGUAUGAAAACCCCAAGAAUGACAACACUCGCUGCUACCGCUGCAAUACUCCUCAAGAGGCCUGUUCCAUCUGUCUGAGCCUUGAGCCGCCACCGGAAUGGGUUGCGGAGCAGAGUCUUUCAUCCGGCGGCCUCUCUCAUGACUUACAUACUGCCCUCUCUUCGCGUCUUCUUUCGUCAUCGCAUUCCUCGCCCACCGAACCCAUUUCCACCGAACCUAUCUCGUCGGAGGAUUUUGAAACGCAGUACCAACCUCCAAGCACAAAAGGACUUGCUCUCUGGUCCUGGUGCCAGGGUUGCGGUCACGGCGGCCAUCUUGCUUGUAUAAGUACAUGGCUGAAAGACGUUGACGUAAGUGAAGGUGGCUGCGCGACUCCAGGAUGUAUGCACGAUUGCGGUUCAGGACCUCGCCGUGAACAAAACCGCAACGUUCUUCUCGAGGAAUCGAAGAAGCGCGACUCCACCAGCCGAAAGGCCGGUGUAGGGUUCGUCAAACGCGACACCUGGACACGAGGGGAGAGUAAAGCCGUCGAAAAGGUUCGAGGGAUGUUGGGUGUUGGUGCCCAAGCGGGAAAUGUGACUUCAAGCAACACCGUGACUGCUAAUGUUGCUCCCGGUGGGACUAUAUCGACCACUAUGUCGUCCCCCAAAAAGGUGCGGCUUGUCACGCCUAGCGAGCAACAGCAGCCCCAGAGAACUGGCUCGAAUCGCACCAGUCUUGGGUAA
Aspergillus calidoustus is the source of this 1869-nucleotide messenger RNA. NCBI's taxonomy places the organism in Eukaryota, Fungi, Ascomycota, Eurotiomycetes, Eurotiales, Aspergillaceae. The record is from the annotation of a GenBank genome assembly.